AUAAAAUCGCAUGAUUGUUAUGAAAUUAUGAAUGACGAGUAUAGAAAAAAUAUAAUGGCUAUUACAUAUGGCUACACCAUAUAAAGUGCGUAAGCGAGCUGAAAAAGCAAUAUAGAAAUAGGAAGAAAACGCUGCAUAGGGGCGUUGUUUACAAGGCCUUGCGUUUUGUAGAAUAAUGCAUGUAUAUUCGUACAGUAAAUGUAGUGUAACACCGAUGAAUGAGCUAUGUCAGCAUACAUGCUUGAUUAGACAAAAAUAUAAGGAGACUCUAUGCAGUGUUUUCUUUCUAUUUUUUAUCGCAUCUACUUACACGAGUAUAUGACUCGUAUAGCGUACUCUAUCUUUAUAUCUCUACGUUUAUGCAUAUGAUCAUAUGACUAUUUCCAUCUAUAGUGAAUUAUAUACUGUUUUGUAAAUAUCGAUUUUUAUUUGAAUUAAGCAUGAUUCAAAAGGUAUUAGUGUGUAUCGUUCCAUUUUUUGUACGGUUAAAUCAAUUUUACAAUCGAAUAGUCGACUAUCGCGUGGUUAUCCAUACUGUUUAACGAGAUUACCGUAUUUUGUAGAAAAACGAAACCAUGUCAAAGAUUUUCUGCACUUCGAAGGAUAUAGUAAAAAAUGUACUAAUCUGCUUUGGUCUUAAUAUUAUCAAUGCUAUCAAACAUUAGAAAUCUUAGAAAUGUUACGACGAAACAGAUUGAAGAAUAAAGCGAUUGCAAUUGGUCUUCUGGUGCUGGCUGUUGUAAUUUACAAUGAAUUUUCAGUGUAUGAUAUACAAAAGUUAAAAUGGUCAGUACGAGAGUGUUCAGAAUGUGUCAAGGUGCUGCUCGUUGCUGAUUCUCAGAUAUUAGGUCAAAAGAAUGAAAAUUAUUUUGGCUCAUGGAUUGCACAGUGGGAUAGUGACAAGUACUUAAAGAAAACAUUUUCUAGAGCCUUAGACCACUCUAAUCCUCAUGUUGUUAUAUUUCUUGGGGAUCUUAUGGAUGAAGGACAUAUUGCCAAUGCAGAAAGUUUUAAGGAUUACAAAAGAAGAUUAGAUUCUAUCUUUGAAAUGCCUGAUCAUAUAAUGAGAAUUUAUCUACCAGGAGAUAAUGAUAUUGGAGGUGAAGAGGAUGUAGUUUCAUCCAAUAUUUAUAACAGAUUUAAUUUUGCAUAUAGUCAACCUGACACUUUAGUUUAUAAGACAGUAACAUUUUUUAAGGUGAAUAGAUUAACCCAUACAAUGCCAGAAGCACCAAAAGAUGCCUUCCUUAAUGAUUAUGCAGAAAGAAACACAACAAACGUAGUACUUAGUCAUAUGCCUUUAUUAUUUAUGCCUGGUACCUUCGUCCAAAAUGUACUGAAAGAAUUGUCUCCCCAAAUUAUUUUUACUGCACAUGAACAUAAGGCCAUGCAUAUCAGUUUAGAUCCAGUAACAGAUCAAUUAAGUGACAUUUGGGUUUUAUCUCCUUAUGAAACUCUAGUACAUUCAUUAAGAAUGGACGUAGGUGAUAUUCACGAGUUGCAAAUACCCACAUGUUCAUACAGAAUGGGUACUCCUCAUACGGGUUACGGACUUGUUUACAUCGAUACACAAGAGAAAAUGAUAAAUUUUACAAUUUUAUGGCUCCCAGGAAGAUUUCCUCAAUUAUGGAUUUACGUUUUCGUUGGGAUAUUUAUUUUAGCUUUUAGUGUUUGCACGUGUAUUUCUAGUUAUUGUGUAAAGGGUCGUGCAGCAUAUAGUCGUAUGUCUUCAAUAUAAAGCAGCACAUAAUCAAAAAUACGUAAAAAAUACUUGAAUAUUGAAAAUCUGAAAUAUGAUAAUUUGACAUCAGAGAUGGGGUAUAAAGAUCCGUCCAAUGUAAGUGAUUCUAUUACUAUCCAUGUCAAGUUUUGAAUGGAAUGGUAAUUUGAUGUUUAACAAGGAAGAUUUACUUAUUAUCAAAUAUGAAUAACGUAGUUCUUAAAAUAUGUUCCUAACAACUAAAUAUGGUUAACACUUAAAAACGAACAACUUCAUUCGUGGUAUGUUCAUGGCUUAUAUACACCAACUAUUUGUUAAAUUUAGUAUUUAGGAAUAGUAUUUUAACACGAUGCUAUAUUUAUUUGUUUUUCGUUUAAAUAAGUUCGUAGUUGCAAAUUACAAGGCUGAAGUAAUAUAUCUUCUGUAGUAUGUAAAUCCCUUUUUUACCCAUUAUAAUCUAUAGUACAAUGUCAAAUGUAAACGUAAGUACUUAAAGUGUCGUCUAUAUUGAAAAUUAUAUAUAUUAAAAAUCAUCUAUAUUGAAAGUCAUCUAUAUUGAAAGUCAUCUAUAUUUCUCCUGUUUAAAUAAAUUAAAAGAGAUUAUGAGCACUGUAUUAAUAUAGCAGAACAUUGUUAAUUCUUUUAGAAGAAAUGGUUUAUAUUUGUGUGUGAAAAUGUAUAUACGUUCGCCCAAAAUAUAUAAAUAUAACAUGUUAAAACUUGA
This is a messenger RNA of Bombus pyrosoma, 2444 nucleotides long. RefSeq names its product metallophosphoesterase 1 homolog (gene Mppe). Gene Ontology annotation, biological process: GPI anchor biosynthetic process. The record is from RefSeq and is a predicted model, not a curated record. Bases 677 to 1738 code for a protein of 353 amino acids. The transcript is spliced from 8 exons. Gene Ontology annotation, molecular function: hydrolase activity. NCBI's taxonomy places the organism in Eukaryota, Metazoa, Arthropoda, Insecta, Hymenoptera, Apidae. Gene Ontology annotation, cellular component: endoplasmic reticulum.